AUCACCCAGAGGUACAAGAAGAAAUUUACAGGAAGGACGAUAGGCUCCUCGCCUUGUUAAAAGAUGUUUAUGUCGAGUCCAGAGAUCCACCUGUGCGGGUAAAAGAUGGAGGUGGUGAACAUCUUCCAUGUAAACAGGAGGAAAAGAGACUUACAAAACUAGGCCACUUGGGAGAUCUAGAUGUUAAGAAAGUUCCCAAAGGCAAAAUUUCCAUUGUGGAGGCUCUAAUGCUUCUUAAUAAUCACAAACUUCAUCCUCAAAUAUGGACUGCAGAGAAGAUAGCAGUGGAAUACAGCCUGGAACUGAAAGACGUCAACUCUCUUCUGGAAUUCUUCAUUCCUUUCACUGUGCAGGAAUUUCCUAAAGAAACCAAAAAAGCUAUAAAGCCAACAUAAAAAUAAUUACCAAAACCUUGUGUGAUCUCACUCGUGUCUUAAUUUUACUCUUGAGUAUAUUCAGUGUCUGAAAAGAGUUGGUAAUAUGUCAUCCAACAAGGCUGCUUCUUUAUACCAGUAAGAUGUAUUCAAGCAAUUCCAUUCUAUACUGGAUAGCUUCAGUUAAAUACAGCAAUUGUAGGAUACAGUUUGUAAAUCAGAAUGUAGCUAAUAAGUCGUAUGAGAGCAUGUCACACAGUUCUGAUUAUCCCAUCCAUAUGUU
This is a messenger RNA of Phaethon lepturus (White-tailed tropicbird), 657 nucleotides long. RefSeq names its product NADH dehydrogenase (ubiquinone) complex I, assembly factor 4 (gene NDUFAF4). Gene Ontology annotation, biological process: mitochondrial respiratory chain complex I assembly. The record is from RefSeq and is a predicted model, not a curated record. The transcript has 2 exons. Lineage: Eukaryota; Metazoa; Chordata; Aves; Phaethontiformes; Phaethontidae. Gene Ontology annotation, cellular component: mitochondrion. The annotation marks the transcript as partial.